AUGGCGCGCUACCUCAUCCCACUUAUUGUAAGCGCAGGCCUGGCCCUCGCCAAAACGGACCAUGAAGGCUGCACUUCCUUCACCUCCACCGUCACCGUCCGCACCGAGAUCGGCUACGGCAACACCUACGAGACCAUCAUCUGGUACGUCCCGGACACCCUCGAGAUCUGCCAGGGCGUGGACUGCGGCGGCGGCCGAGCACCACCCCGCAACGUGCCGGGCUGCCCGAUCUAUUCCGGCACCGAGACCGUCACACCCAAGUUCCUGCCCACCGACCCCGCGGCAGUACCUGCGAGCACAGUCGUGACGGUUACACCGACGAGGACGAGCACGGUGGAGACGGUGACGAGGACAACAACGGCGAGCGUUUUGCAAUCGAGCUCGGCGGGUACCAAAGACGGUGACAGCACAACUGGGACUGUUCAGUCGCAAUCCGUGAGGGUUUUCACCGGUCUCCCGACUUUAACCUUGUCUACCUCCACGACGAUUCUUAUAGGAAGUGCGAGUGAAGCUGCAAGCGGAAGUGCGAGUGGGAGUGUGAGCGCGAGCGCGAGCGGGCCGGCGGCGGCCAGAACGGACAUCCCAGCGGGGGCGGGGCCGACGGCUCGCGCUGGUCUUGCGGCCGCGCUCGGAGUAGCGGCUGCCGUUGCGCUUGUUUGA
Colletotrichum truncatum is the source of this 660-nucleotide messenger RNA. RefSeq lists its product as uncharacterized. NCBI's taxonomy places the organism in Eukaryota, Fungi, Ascomycota, Sordariomycetes, Glomerellales, Glomerellaceae. The record is from RefSeq and is a predicted model, not a curated record.